Molecule: messenger RNA, 486 nt
Organism: Notodromas monacha
Lineage: Eukaryota; Metazoa; Arthropoda; Ostracoda; Podocopida; Cyprididae
Source: the annotation of a GenBank genome assembly
AUGGAGAGGAAAAACAAGCGAGGGCAAAGGCGCAGCACAUGGGCUGACUGGGGAUUCAUAAACGAUUCAGACCAAAAUAAUAUCGAGAAACAUCGAGUGGAGAAAAUUAAGUGGGGUGGGGAGCAGGUCGUGGUGCCAAGGGGUUCCGGGAUUUUUAUGCACAGUGUGUUUUCGGGGUUGCCGACCGGGUCCUCGCAGUUGGGUCGCCGCUCGUACCCCACGGGCCACUUCUCGGCAAGCAGCGCGCUCGCGUCGGGCGCCACCCGGCCCAGCAGCGCCAGCACGUCGCCGCCGCCGCCGACCGGCGCCACGGCGGACCCGCCCGCCAUGUCCCAGCUCCAGGCGAUGAAGAAACAGGUCGUCCAGCUGCACCAGGAGGCCAGCAUCCCGCGCAUCACCGUCUCACAGGCCUGCGAAGAGCUGAUUAAAGCUGGUCACAUGCUUUGUGUCCACUGGUACAUCAACUUUUUGGAAGCUCCUGCAUAA